Messenger RNA from Epinephelus fuscoguttatus (brown-marbled grouper), 4952 nucleotides. RefSeq names its product RLA class II histocompatibility antigen, DP alpha-1 chain-like. NCBI's taxonomy places the organism in Eukaryota, Metazoa, Chordata, Actinopteri, Perciformes, Serranidae. The transcript has 4 exons. The record is from RefSeq and is a predicted model, not a curated record. Gene Ontology annotation, biological process: immunoglobulin production involved in immunoglobulin-mediated immune response; antigen processing and presentation of exogenous peptide antigen via MHC class II; peptide antigen assembly with MHC class II protein complex. Gene Ontology annotation, molecular function: MHC class II protein complex binding. Gene Ontology annotation, cellular component: membrane; MHC class II protein complex. Bases 1 to 729 code for a protein of 242 amino acids.
AUGUCAUAUCUGUUCCUACUGCUGCUGGUUAUGUGUCUUCCUCAGUGCAGUCAAGGAAAACACUUGCUUCGCUUUUUGACUUUCUGUCAGAGGGACGUGAAGGAUGAUGGCCAGUACGAUAUUGAAUUCGAUGGCGAUCAGCUCCUCUACGUCGACCCUGUGACCUAUCGGGCGGUGCAGCGUCUGCCAGAGUUUGCAAAGCACUUGAUGAUUGAUCUUGAAAUGGCCAGAGACACAUACGUGUCCCUGGGCACCUGCAAGUACAACAUCCCACGAGCCAUAAAGGGAGAAAAUUAUCCUCCAGAAGCCCUCACCAUUCCCACCUCCAUGAUCUACCCCAAACACGAGAUGGAGCUCCAGGUCCCUAACACACUCAUCUGCCACGUGAACAACUUCCAUCCACCUACAGUUGCCAUAACCUGGACCAGGAACGGGCAGCCGGUGAACGAGAGUGAGGUCAGUCAGACUCAGUACUACUCCAACAGCGACUUCAGCUUCCAAAUCUCGUCCUACCUGGACUUCACUCCGCAGGAGAGCGACAUCUACUCCUGCAGUGUGGACCACAUCAGCCUGCAGGAGCCUCUCACAACGUUCUGGGAGGUUGCAGUCCAGACAGACCAGCAGGUUGUCGAGACGGCAGUGUGUGUUGCUGGUGUGAUCCUGGGGCUGAUUGGAGUUGUCACAGGAGUCUGGUUCAUCGUGAAAGCCAACAAGUCCUGCCAGGCGUAGCACGCAUCAAGACAAACACCUGAAUUUCGAUGUCAGAUGUGUGAUAGCCUUGAUCUUUUUUCCUUUGUGUUUUUCCUCUGGGUGUGAGGUGGACUGAGAUUUCUUUUUGUCCCCACUGUAUUAUUUUAUCUUUGUCUGGUUUUUUUGUCCAUCUCUGCAGAAACACUGAAUGUAAACCUGAGCUUGAACCACAUCAGUUAAAGGGAUAGUUUGACAUUUUGACAAAUACCCUUUUUUGUUUUGCUCUCUGUCAGAGAUUUAGGUGAAAGCAUUAAUACCACUCUCAUGUCUGUACUGUAAAUAUAGGCUUUAAUCAGGAGAUAGUUAGCUUAUCUUAGCACAAAGGCUGGAAGCAGGGACAAACAGCUAUCCUGGCUCUUAUCCAACAGACAAUCCACCUACCAGCACCUCAGCCCAAUACCCUAAAAAUAUGUUGAUGGAUACGUUACAUACCUAAUUAUGUAGCAAAUAUGUCUCUUUACAAUUCAGCAACGCUGUGGUUAAUUUGUGGUUAGGUUUAGGCACAAAAAACACCUGGCAAUGGUAAGGAAAAGAUCAUGUUUGGACCUAAAAAACAGUCUUGAUGGCACAAUCCUGGCUGGAGAUGCUGUUGAUGUGUCGGCAAAAAAACCCAAUCACUUUCCAUUUCACGAUCACUGGUGGAAAAACAGCAACGGGGUGCUAAAAACCACCCAUGUAUGGUGGCUAAAAAGCCGCUGGAAACAGCAGUGACUCGUUAAGAAACAACCAGUUUUGUCAUUUGUUAGUCUCGAACAGUGGUAUGCAGCUUGGCAGGUGUCACACCUAGGCAUCAUGCCAUCCACUAUUCCCUCCACCUCCUGAUGACAGUCAGCUUAUAAACUAUGUCACAUUAGAAUUGUUGACAUGAUGUGUAUGAAAUGUGCCAAAUAUCUGUGGUUUGCAAAAGCGUACGAUGCCAACAUGAUCUUCUGAUGAAUGGGCUGAGCACUUCUAAAGCUCACAAAUUAGAGAGAAGUAUUUCAGUGUGUAACUCCCCACAAGCAUACGACAUUCCUCUGUCUUUGGACCCUCGAAACAAAACAAAAACUGGUAGAAACCUCAGGAAGAGCAACUGAGGCGAGAUCCCUCUUCCAGGAGGGACAGAUGUGCAAUAGAUGUUGUAUGACAUAGCCUUAUAGUUCAUGGACAGAUAUGAGAGUGGUAUCAAGUCUUGAAUUUCCCAGAAUGUUAAAAUAUUGUCUUAGAGGUUCACUGUGUAGGAUUUAGGCAGAUAUAUUGGCAGGAUUGGAAUAUAGUAAGCAUGAUUUCUUUUGUUUAUAAUCACCUGAAAAUAAGAAUCGUCGUGUUUUCGUUCCCUCAGAGUGAGCCGUUCCUACAUAGGGAGGAGGUUUCUUCAGUAGCCCAGAAAGGACCAACCAAACACUGGCCCUAGAUUGGGCCAUUCACAUUUCCGCAUUUUGGCAUUUUCGUGUCGGCCACUGUUAGUUAGCAGCCCCUACGUGACAAGCAGUAUCGUAAAAACAUUUUUUAACGUGAAACUGCUUUAUUCAUUGUUUUUACUUGUUUAAAUCACUGGGUCUGUUUGUUUUUAGAGGAAGAGACCUCUACAAAUAAUUCGGCUCCUGGUAAAAAUCUCCUGAAUGUCGAGCCUGGUCUCACUCCCAAGUCAUCGAAAUCCUGUGCUUGCGGUGUCAGAAACCAACGAAAAAAGUUAUCCUUUAACGUCAGCAUGAUACGUGGCUGGUUGCCGUUAUAGUUUAAUGGCGCCCGGUGGGACACGCAGCAGGACAAGGACAAAAGUUAAGGCGACGAAAGUCCAACUGUGGGGUGGGCAGGAGUGGUGGUGGAUGGGUCCAACAAACACCGACUUUCACCCGUGUGAGAGUGGUGUUUGUGUCCCGAUUCUAAAUCCAAACCCUGUUCUUUUUUUCCUAAACCUAACCACAUGUGUUAGUUAAUAUGCUGUGUUGUACCAACGUAGUGCGUUUAUUUUGAAAGAGACUGUAUGUAAACAUUAAACUUCCUGUGAAAACAGAACUGUAUUUUGAAAAGAAGACAAUGCAUAUAACAGGCAGAACUUGACACGGCGUCCCAGAACAUCAACAACCAACACACCCAGAGUACCUUGCACGUCGUAUGUGGACAUGGAAACUCCAUGACCAAACGUCAAUAUGUGACGAGGUCGGAGUGAGAAUGUGUUGGAAUGUCUUGAGCAGAAAAAAGGUGAGCACGCAAUAAGUUAUCAGAGAAAAAAGGUGCACACAUGUUAGCAGGUGCUGGGCUAGCGGCCUGUCUGCAACAUGCGAAAUAGCGUAGGAGAAACACUGAUUUUUAACAUGAGACUGCUUUAUUCAAUGUGUUUACCGGUUUUAAUCACCUGGUCCAUUUGUUUUGAAGAGGAAGAGACCUCUGUGGAUAAUUCAGCUCUCUGUAAAAAUCUCCUAACAAUGAACACUGAAGGAAUUCUAACUGGGUGAAGUUUCAGGUGGUUGCAAUCUGCAGUCCUCACCACUAGAUGCCACUAAAUCCCCCGAAAUCCUGCACACUGGACCUUUAAAUAAAUAGAAGAAUCUGUAAUUUAGGCUCCAGUUACAAUUCUAAAUUUGAGAAAAAUAUAUGUAGAAGACUUGACAUGACACAGAUAGUCAAACCCAUCAUUUUUACAGUAGAAUAUAUUUAUUUUUCUAAUCCCAUAUAAGAAAACAAAGAGGCUUUACUAAUGUUUUGCCACACUGAAGCGCAGUAUCAUGUUGCUGCUUGUUGUGUUUGUCAUGUUCACAUAAAGAACAUGAAGGGAAGUUGAAAAUGUCUGUUCCUGUUUUGUACCACAUGUCAAAAUACACGCAAAGCACACUGAAACAAAACAGAACAGUUCCCUUAUAGUCUUGUGUUUAUUAACCCGUUGCCACAGCAGCCUGCGUGAGAGCACUGGCACCUUCAACAAAGUCACCAUCAAUUAUCACAGCACAGACUGAGCUUUUGGGCAUGUUGCUGCUCCUGCAGUGACAUGAAUGCUUAGUAAAUAAUGUUUGUCAUGUCUGCUUGCUUGUGCGUUAAUACUGGCACCGAAUGGCGAUGUGCCAAACUGCCUCUUUUCUCUGCAGGUUUUAUUUGGCUCUGGGCUGAAUCUAAUUAUUUUCACUAUGGUAGAUAAGAUAGCUGCCACAUUUUUUUAAUAUGCACAUGUGUGGAUCUCAAACACUGACAAUACUGCUGCUUUGAUUCUGCAAUAAAAGUACAUAUUCAGUGGUGAGGAAACAUUCAUACCUUGGAGAGAGAGAACAAUGCUGAAUGAGGAGUUAGUGUUAGAAGUUAAAAUGCUGAGUUUCCCAACAACAGGCAUGGUAAAAAUAAAAUGACCACGUUUCUGUUUUCCUCAUUCACAUGCAGCUUGGUUGUGGUGCUGAGAUUUACACUAUUAACGAAUUCUAAGCAUAAAGACAAAGCCAUGACUGCAGCAAAAACCUGAAAGACCUGUUCAUCUCCGCACUGCUCUUGCAAUAGCAUUUGCGUCAUUUAUUUUAUGAGGUGGCAGGAUGCAGUUGAGCUUUUGAGCUUGAGAGGUUUUAAGAGCAUGAUUGAGUCUGUAGGCGUUUGCAUGCGGUGAUGGUGUAGUUUUCAGUGUUCAAGAGACGAUGGGACUUUUUGUUCUGAUUCAGCUCACAGUCCCUGUUGUUUUACUCCACACUACACCAGCAGGUAGGUUUCAUCAUGUGGUCCUGUUUAUUUUAGUUUUAAUUCACAUGUACUUUUUUACUGUUUAUGAUAAUUUAAUGAAUGGAACAAAAGGUUGACAGAAUCACAGACAUGCUUUGCAAUGCAACACGAACAUUUUACUGUAAAACUGAGUUUCUGACGCUCAUAUUUUAUAGAUUUUUUUGUUGUUGAGACCGAGAGAACUUGUUUUAAGAGCAUAGCCUGUUAAGUGCCACGUCACACUCAUUUUGAGGUGCAACUCUGUGGCCUAUUUGUUCCUUUGUACAUUGCCCUAUGACAUACAUUCUUCCUCUCACAUACAAAACAACGGCAUUAUAAGCAAUAAAAAGCACCCAUACCCAACUCAAUGCACUCAGGACCUUUACUGCUACAGCCUUGUUGUUCGAACAGCAGCUAAGGUGAGAAAAUGUGAGAUAGGAAGUGCCGCAAUUAACAUAAUUGAUUCAGUUUGCUGGCUUCAUGAGUCGUCUCUAUGUUUCUGAUGCGCAAAAUUUUUAUCAUUCACCACUUUCCUGUCAUUGUCA